AUGACAUCGCAUCAGCAGAGAGUGGCGAUCAAGUAUUCAUUCAUUGUCAAUAGUGACCUUAGAGUCAAAGUAUAUAAUGUUAAGAAAUACGUCUGUCUUGUGGCUGAUAUUGUCAUCAGGGCCCGUGCAAUAGCCUCGUGGGCACCGCCGAAUGAUACAGAAUCCAGCACCACUCAAGUGUCUUCCCCCCCACCACACUGUUGGCGGGUCUCUGUGUGUCUUCCCCCCACCACACUGUUGGCGGGUCUCUGUGUAUCCCCCCCCACCACACUGUUGGCGGUCUCUGUGUGUCCCCCCAAACCCACACUGUUGGCGGGUCUGUCUGUGUGUCUUCCCCCCCAAACACACUGUUGGCGGGUCUGUCUGUGUCUUUCCCCCCCCCACACUGUUGGCGGGUCUGGUCUGUGUCUUUUCCCCCCCAACCACACUGUUGGCGGGUCUGUCUGUGUGUCUUUCCCCCCCAACCACACUGUUGGCGGGUCUGUCUGUGUGUCUUUCCCCCACCACCACACUGUUGUGGCAGGUCUGUCUGUGUGUCUUUCCCCCCCCACCACCACACUGUUGGCAGGUCUGUCUGUGUGUCUUUCCCCCCCACCACCACACUGUUGGCGGGUCUGUCUGUGUGUCUUUCCCCCCCACCACCACACUGUUGGCGGGUCUGUCUGUGUGUCUUUCCCCCCCCACCCACACUGUUGGCAGGUCUGUCUGUGUGUGUUCCCCCACCACCACACUGUUGGCAGGUCUGUCUGUGUGUCUUUCCCCCCAACCCACACUGUUGGCGGGUCUGUCUGUGUGUCUUUCCCCCCAACCAACACUGUUGGCGGGUCUGUCUGUCUGUGUUCCCCCCACCACACUGUUGGCGGGUCUGUCUGUCUGUGUGUGUUCCUCCCCCCACCACACUGUUGGCGGGUCUGUCUGUCUGUCUGUGUCUACCCCCCCCCAACCACACUGUUGGCGGGUCUGUCUGUCUGUGUGUGUUCCCCCCCACCACCACACUGUUGGCGGGUCUGUUUGUGUGUCCCCCCCCCCCACACGGCGGGUGUGUCUGUCUGUCUGUGUAUCUCCCUCACUCUCCUUUUUUUUAUGUGUCUCUCACUGAUACUCUGUUCUUAUCUAUCUCGACUUGUUCUUAUUGGUCCCUCAGAACACAUCUAUGAACUUGAAUCAAACUUUCCUCCUGACUCGCAACCAUCAAAGGAAAUUUCCAUUAUCUGGUAUUCCUAUGUGUUCCUCAGAUCUAAAGAAUGGCAACUUUCUUUCUGUCAGGAAUUAUACAGUAGUUACCUGAAGAAAGUUGAAGCCAAAUACUUGCUUCUUCUUUGA
Molecule: messenger RNA, 1323 nt
Organism: Acanthosepion pharaonis
Lineage: Eukaryota; Metazoa; Mollusca; Cephalopoda; Sepiida; Sepiidae
Source: the annotation of a GenBank genome assembly